Messenger RNA from Striga asiatica, 1611 nucleotides. The record is from the annotation of a GenBank genome assembly. NCBI's taxonomy places the organism in Eukaryota, Viridiplantae, Streptophyta, Magnoliopsida, Lamiales, Orobanchaceae.
GUAUCUUCCUUUGCUGUCCCACGCAUUAAUAAUAAAACACAAUUCAUAUUUUUUUUUUCUUAUAAUAUAACUAUAAUCUCUUAAUUAAAAAUAAAAAUUGACACGAUAAAGGAAAACCUCAGUUUUAGGCUAGCCCCGCGCUUUUCUCUCUCCUCCUCUCUCCGAAGAAAUCAUCUCUCUUUCAUUCUUCUUCUCCACAAAUUUUCCUUUUUACUUUAGAUAUAUAUAAUUAAUGUCUGCCAGAAUUUUUCUUUCUUGAUUGCCCUUUGAACUUCACGAAAAGGCCUUUUGCAUCCAGCUGAAAGAAUGGAUGCGAAAGGGAGCGAAUCCGAAAUAAUAUCAUCUGAGAUCCUUGAGGACUCCAAGUCGAAGGGUUUAGCGGCUGCCCAUGGGAGCAUAAGCAGCAAGGACAUGAUUUUCCGGGCAGAUAAGAUCGAUCUCAAGAACCUGGAUUUGCAGCUUGAGAAACACUUGAGCCGAGUUUGGUCAAGAAACACAGACAACAACGAGAACAAGAACAAGCCGAAAGAGAUUUGGGAAAUCGACCCCUCCAAGCUCGAAAUUCGAUACCUUGUGGCUCAGGGGACUUAUGGGACGGUGUAUAGGGGAACCUAUAAUUCUCAGGAUGUUGCUGUGAAACUAUUGGAUUGGGGAGAAGAUGGCAUGUCCACAGCUGCCGAGACUGCCGCACUUAGAGCCUCAUUUAAGCAGGAAGUUGCUGUCUGGCACAAGCUCGACCACCCGAAUGUCACUCGAUUUAUUGGUGCUUCGAUGGGGACUUCGCAAUUUAAAAUUCCUUCAAAAAACCCGUCCGAGGGUUUUACAACACUACCCUCGAGGGCGUGUUGUGUCGUCGUGGAAUUUGUUACUGGUGGGACCCUCAAGAACUUUUUGUACAAGAACAGGAAGAAGAAGCUCCCUUUGAAAAUUGUGGUCCAACUUGCUCGGGAUUUAUCAAGAGGACUCAGCUAUCUGCAUUCAAAAAAGAUUGUGCAUCGUGAUGUUAAAGCUGAGAAUAUGUUGUUGGAUAAUAAUAAAACAUUGAAAAUUGCUGAUUUUGGAGUGGCUCGUGUUGAAGCUCAGAAUCCUAGAGACAUGACGGGUGAAACGGGAACUCUUGGCUAUAUGGCACCCGAGGUACUGGACGGAAAACCAUAUAACAGAAAAUGUGAUGUGUACAGCUUUGGAAUAUGCUUAUGGGAAAUAUACUGUUGUGAUCUUCCAUACACAGACCUUAGCUUUGCGGAAAUCUCCUCUGCUGUUGUUAGACAAAAUCUGCGGCCUGAAAUACCUCGGUGUUGCCCGAGUUCUCUGGGAAACGUGAUGAAAAAGUGCUGGGAUGGAAACCCUGAGAAAAGGCCAGACAUGGAUGAGGUUGUGAGAUGGUUGGAAGCUAUAGACACAAGCAAAGGAGGAGGCAUGAUACCUGAGGACCAGGCUGCCGGCUGUUUUUGCUUUGCUCCAACUCGCGGUCCUUGAACUCUUCUUUUCUUUGUCUACAAUUGUAUUUUCUUAUUUUUAUGUUUUGCCUGGGAUAAAAUAAUUUUAAUUUAGUUGUUGAUCAAUUGAUAAGGAGUGAGUGAGUUCUGUUGUUGUUAUUAUUAUUAUUAU